AUGUCGACCAUGGCCGCUCACGGGGUUUUCUACUCCCUCAACCUCCCGGCCCCUCGUAAUGCCCGUCGAAAUUCCCCCUUCCCCUCCUCCGCUUCGCCUUCUCCCCACUCCGCCGCCGCUAACCAUCGUUUUACGGUCCCCCCCAGCAUCAAAUCCACUCACCCUACCCACUCCUCCCCUCCUACUUCGAGAAACCCUAAACCCUCCAUAUUCGGCCCCGGCGCCAAUGCCAACCCCAAUCCCAACUCUUCUACCAACCUGGGAAAGAUUUUUAAAACUUCCUUGGUCGUCGGCGCCACCGCCGCCCUCCUGCUUGGUGGAGGCGGGAUUUCCAACUCCGGUGGUGGAGGCGCAGGAGGUGGAGGUGGUGGUGGUGGUGGAGCGGGUGGUGGACAUGGUGGGAAUUUCUGGUCGCGCUUUUUCUCACGGUUUUCUCCAUCGCCGGCCACUGCUAAAGACGACGAGAGCCCAACGAAGGAUUGGGAUUCGCAUGGAUUGCCGGUCAACAUUAUCGCUCAGUUGAAUAAGCUUAGUGGGUUUAAGAAGUACAAAGUCUCUGAUAUACUCUUUUUUGAUCGGCGCCGGAAUUCAACAACCGAAGGGACAGAGGAUUCCUUCUUUGAGAUGGUCACCAUACGACCAGGUGGGGUGUACACUAAAGCUCAGCUCCAAAAAGAGCUUGAAACUUUGGCUGGCUGCGGUAUGUUUGAAAAGGUUGAUUUGGAUGCCAAGACAAAGGCCGACGGAACAAUUGCGGUGCAAAUCGCAUUUCUGGAGAGUACUUGGCCCGCUGCUGAUAAAUUUAGGUGUAUAAAUGUGGGAUUAAUGCCCCAAUCCAAGCCCAUUGAAAUGGACCCUGACAUGACUGAGAAAGAGAAGAUUGAUUUUUAUAGGAGUCAGGAGAAAGAUUACAGGAGGAGGAUGGAGAGGUCCAGACCUUGUUUACUUCCAGUAGCUGCACAGAGAGAGAUUAUUAGCAUGUUGAGGGACAGAGGUGCUGUGAGUGCAAGGCUUCUGCAGAAGAUAAGGGAUAGUGUCCAGCAGUGGUACCAUGACAAUGGAUAUGCCUGUGCUCAAGUGGUCAAUUUUGGAAAUUUGAAUACCAAAGAAGUAGUUUGUGAAGUUGUGGAAGGGGAUAUCACUCAAUUGGUGAUACAGUUUCAGGACAAGUUGGGCAAUGUUUGUGAAGGGAAUACACAGCUGGCUGUUAUAAGGAGGGAAUUGCCUCGCAAGCUCCGCAAAGGAGAGGUAUUCAAUAUUGAAGCUGGAAAACAGGCACUGAGAAAUAUCAAUUCCUUGGGCCUGUUCUCCAAUAUUGAGGUUAACCCACGCCCUGAUGAGAAGAAUGAGGGCGGUAUCAUUGUUGAAAUUAAGCUGAAGGAGUUAGAGCAGGUUUCCACUGAAGUUAGUACAGAAUGGAGUAUAGUUCCUGGACGUGGAGGUCGUCCGACAUUGGCUUCAAUCCAGCCUGGUGGAACUAUUUCUUUUGAACACAGAAAUAUCAAAGGGCUGAAUAGAUCACUAGUUGGUACUGUUCAGACUGGCAAUCUACUGAAUCCGCAGGAUGAUCUAGCUUUUAAAAUGGAGUAUGCACAUCCAUACUGGGAUGGCCUGUAUGAUCCACGGAACCGUACUUUACGUGCCAACUGCUUUAACGGCAGAAAAUUGAGUCCAGUCUUCACAGGCGGGCCCGGAGCUGAUGAAGUCCCCCCUAUAUGGGUUGAUCGAGCUGGAUUAAAGGCGAACAUUACAGAGAACUUCAGUCGCCAGAGCAAGUUUACUUAUGGUCUUGUUUUGGAAGAGAUAACCACUCGUGACGAAGCCAGUCAUAUUGCCGCAAAUGGACAGAGAGUCUUACCAAAUGGAGGAAUCAGUCAAGAUGGACCUCCAACAACCCUCAGUGGAACAGGCAUUGACCGAAUGGCAUUUUUGCAAGCUAAUAUAACACGUGAUAAUACUAAGUUUGUUAAUGGAGCAAUUGUCGGGGAUAGGAACGUGUUCCAGGUUGACCAAGGAGUUGGCAUUGGAAGUAAGUUUCCGUUCUUUAACCGUCAUCAGCUGACAAUGACACGAUUCAUCCAGUUGAAGGACGUUGAAGAAGGAAGUGGUAAACCGCCACCUCCUGUCCUGGUUCUCCAUGGCCAUUAUGGUGGGUGUAUCGGUGAUCUUCCAAGCUAUGAUGCUUUUACACUUGGGGGACCUUAUUCAGUAAGGGGUUACAACAUGGGAGAAAUCGGUGCAGCUCGAAAUAUUUUAGAGCUGGCUGCUGAGGUCCGGAUACCUAUCAGAAAUACCCAUGUUUAUGCAUUUGUAGAACAUGGGAAUGACCUUGGAUCUUCAAAGGACGUGAAAGGAAAUCCGACGGAAGUUUAUAGGCGGGUGGGCAGUGGUUCCUCGUAUGGUGCUGGGGUUAAGCUUGGUUUAGUUAGAGCAGAGUAUGCUGUUGAUGCCAAUGCUGGCACUGGCGCCUUGUUCUUCCGUUUUGGAGAGAGAUUUUGA
Molecule: messenger RNA, 2499 nt
Organism: Oldenlandia corymbosa var. corymbosa
Lineage: Eukaryota; Viridiplantae; Streptophyta; Magnoliopsida; Gentianales; Rubiaceae
Source: the annotation of a GenBank genome assembly